Messenger RNA from Magnolia sinica, 2576 nucleotides. RefSeq lists its product as uncharacterized. The coding region runs from base 302 to 2320 and encodes 672 amino acids. The record is from RefSeq and is a predicted model, not a curated record. Lineage: Eukaryota; Viridiplantae; Streptophyta; Magnoliopsida; Magnoliales; Magnoliaceae. The transcript is spliced from 5 exons.
AAAUCGUCGACGACUCGCAAAUACGAGAGAGAGACUGGUAGGAGAGAAGUCUCUCUCUUUCUCCUUCCCCUUUCUUCCUCUUCCUUCUCACCAGGUACGCUCUUAAUUCCUCCUCUUCAAAACCGCCCAAACCUCAAUUAAUAAACAAAAUAAAAUAAAAUAACCCCAAUUAAUAAACAAAAUAAAAUAAAAUAAAAUAAAUCUUAUUUUCUGGUUCUGUCAAUCGCGAUUCAUCUAUUCCUUCACCCCCAUUGGAUUUCCCAUACAUACAUUCCAAUCUCCAAUACACCAAUAUUCUCUCAUGGCUUCCGUCGCUGCCGACGAAGACGCUGAUGCUGUCCUCAGCGACGUUGAAGCCGAAGAUCCUUCCCCUAUAUCAUUCCAAACCGAAGACAUCUCCGCCGACCGCAUCCGACAGCUCAUUGCUGAUCUCGACCGUGAGCGCCAAGCUCGAGAAGCCGCUGAGGCCGCAAAAUCCGAUCUCCAGGCCUCUUUCAACCGCCUCAAGGUCCUUGCUCACGAGGCCAUCAAAAAGCGCGAUGAGGCCUUGCGGGAAAAGGAAGAUUUGGUCCGUUCGAGCGAGAAGCUCUCGUCGGAAUUGGAAGAUUCUCUACGGCUGAAAGAUGAGGCCUUGAAGCAGAGGGAUGAGAUUGCCUGGCAGUUGGAGGAAGCGGUCAAGGCAAAGGACUCGUCCCGGGCCGAGAUUGAAUCCACCGCUCAGAUGCUUGUCACUGGCAUUGAGAAGAUAUCUGGGAAGGCCAGCGGGUUCAAGAAUUUCUCAGCGGGCGGUCUCCCAAUGUCGCAAAAGUACUCAGGCCUGCCGGCCAUCGCCUAUGGGGUCAUCAAAAGAACGAACGAGAUCGUCGAAGAACUUCUCAAGCAGGUCGACGCGGCCACCAAGUCUAGAAAUGGUGCCCGUGACCAGAUGGAGCAGAGGAAUUAUGAGAUCGCCAUCGAAGUUUCUCAGCUCGAGGCUAUGAUUAAUGGGUUGAGGGUAGAUCUAGGGAAAAAGGCUGCGGAAGCUGACAAUUUGGAGAAAUCAGUCGCUGAGAGAGAUGCGAAGAUCGCCGAGAUGGAGAGAGAGAUGUCAGAGAUGAAAUGUAUUGGGGAGGAGUACAAUCUCAAGCUGAGGAGCUUGGAGUCGAAGGUGGAUUUGCAGAGGCCUUUGAUUAUUGAUCAGUUGAAUUACAUAUCAAAAACACACGACCGGAUCUGUGAAAUUAUUAGGACAGUUGUUGGUGCAGAUAAAUUAGACCAAAUGGGUUUUUCUGACUCUGUGUUCCUAUCGAAUGAAAUGGAUAUGGAUGAGAGUUUACGCGCUUCUCUGACUGGGAUGACGUCUAUCUAUGAGCUGGCCAAAGUGGCGGUCGAAAAGGUGACGGAUGGAAUGGAAGGGAAAAACUGUGAAGUAAAAGGUCUGAAUGAGAUGAUCGCUCGGCUGGUAACAGAGAAAAAGCAUAUCGGUUCUUUGCUUAGAAGUGCUUUGUCAAGAAAGGCAGCAUCAGACCCAUCUUCCAAAGCGAGUGAGGUUCUACAAGUUGCGGAAAAUGGCCUGAGAAGGGCUGGGAUAGACGUCAGAUUUAAUGAACUUAUUGGGAAUGGCGAGAAUCUGGAUGUUGAUGAUGUGGCAGAUGGGUUGGAGGCGGAGGAGGAUGAAGUCUAUACAUUGGCUGGUGCUUUAGAGAAGAUCGUCCAGGCAUCUCAGCUUGAAAUCAUCGAGUUGCAACAUUCCAUGGAAAUGCUCAGGGCAGAGUCGAAUCUACUUAAAGCGCAUGUGGAGGCUCAAGCAAAAGAGCUCAACCAAAGAAAAAAUCAGAUAAAAGAACUUGAAGAGAAGGAGCAAGUGGCAAACGAAAGUGUUGAAGGCCUUAUGACGGACAUUGCGGCUGCAGAAGAAGAAAUUGCACGAUGGAAAUUGGCAGCAGAGCAAGAAGCUGCAGCGGGCAGAGCUGUUGAACAGGAGUUUAUGGCUCAGUUGGCAGCCCUCAGGCAGGAAUUGGAGGAGGCAAAACAAGCCAUGGUGGAUUCAGAGAACAAGCUCAAAUUCAAAGAAGAGACAGCAGCAGCAGCCAUGGCUGCAAGAGAUGCGGCCGAGAAAUCAUUAAGGUUGGCAGACUUGAGGGCUUCGAGGUUGAGGGAGAGGGUGGAGGAGCUGACCCGUCAAGUAGAAGAAUCAGAUAAUCGGGAUGAUUUGGGGAACCAGAGCAGGCAGAGGUAUGUAUGUUGGCCAUGGGAAUGGUUGGGCUUGAACUUUGUAGGAAACCCAGCACAGGUCAAUCAGGGUUCCAAUGAGAUGGAGCUCUCGGAGCCCCUUCUUUAGGUUGAUUGGUGUUACCAUGUGUAUUUUUUUCCCCUUUUUUUUUGUACAAAAGUUUCUUCUUCUUUUUUCUUUUCUUUUCUUUUUUUCUUUUUCUUUUUUCUUUAAAGUGGUUACGGUUUGUUUUUGUUCCAUUUUUGUUUGUUCUUCCCAUGUGUGAAUGGUAUUGACUCUGUUGAUUAAAAUGAAAGAGAGGCUCAAGCAUCUGCGUGUUAAAGGUGAUGAAAUAAUCUUGUAAUGCUCAAGAGUCUUCACAUUG